Molecule: messenger RNA, 945 nt
Organism: Aspergillus tubingensis
Lineage: Eukaryota; Fungi; Ascomycota; Eurotiomycetes; Eurotiales; Aspergillaceae
Product: UPF0658 Golgi apparatus membrane protein C23H3.04
Exons: 5
Coding region: 1-945 (314 amino acids)
Cellular component (GO): Golgi apparatus
Source: RefSeq, a predicted model, not a curated record
AUGUAUAGACCGACGACGAGAUAUGAAUGGUGGUUGUGCAGCGGGUUGCUCGCACAAGCAGUCUUGACCAUCGUCUUCGAGAUCUAUAUACUGGUUGAAUGGCAACGAUGGGUCACACCUACCAUCAAUCAAGUGCCGGUGUCCUACCUGAUUCCAAUUAACCUAGGCAUUCUGAUAUUCGCCUGCCUGUUUGAGUUGUUUCUAUCCUUGGAUGCAAUCCACCACAAGAAUAACAUCCUUCUAUUUGCAGUCUGUAUCUGUAAUGCCUGCAGCUUCGGUUAUUCUGUGAUGCAAUUUCUCGUCAUGAGAGAUACUACUGCAAGACUGUUCGAGUCACGUUUCAACUAUCCGACACUGGUGGAUACUACACGCAAUGUGUGGCCUCAGGUCCAGCCAGCAGAGAUCCUCUCCGUUCACGGCAGCUUGGAUACUCGGAUGCGUUAUCUGGCCUAUGAGGUUUUUCUGGUACUGAUAAAGCUAAACCUCUAUUUUCUGAUUGGCUUCAUUAUCCAAUAUAAUCUAGUAUAUGUGCACUUUAAAGAACCAGAGUAUACUUUGACGAUGCUGCUCAUCCCUGUCGCCAUCAUUGCGAUAUUUCUUGGGGUCUGGUUUGUCCAGCGAGAACGAACCUUUAGUACAAUUGCUAUUAUUAUGAGCUACCUUGCCUUGGUCGCGUAUCUUAUCAGCCGGAUUGUGAUUCUAUCUUCGGCAAAUACAGCCGGCAAGAGCAUGAUGUUGUUUUUCGCCGCGUUGUCCUUGGUACUGACUGCUGCAACGGUUGUCUGUACUGCUAUUUGCAUCAAAAACUUUAAUAGGGGGUUGAGAGCCAUUAACCAGUCAAAAAGUGCCAACGCUCGGGAUUCAUACCUUUUGUACAACAGGACCGCCUCCGCAGAGUUGUCCCCUGGUCUUCCGCGCCCCUACUCUCGUCUCACGCUUGACUAA